Camelina sativa (false flax) is the source of this 3332-nucleotide messenger RNA. The record is from RefSeq and is a predicted model, not a curated record. NCBI's taxonomy places the organism in Eukaryota, Viridiplantae, Streptophyta, Magnoliopsida, Brassicales, Brassicaceae.
UUUUGAUAAUUCUUCUUUCUUAGUUGCUCGGUUCAUCUUCAGAUGCACAGACACAUUCUGAAGAAAAGAUUUGAGGAAUCGAAGUGAAAAAAUGCAAACGUUAGACUUCGAAAACACGAGACAUUACUACUAUCCAAACGGCACAGAGACGCCGUACGGAGGACAGUCGUCGGAGAAGACGAAGAGCUAUUACGAGGAAGAUCAACCUUACGUGGAGAUCACGCUUGAUAUCCACGACGACUCCGUCUCCGUUUACGGUUUAAAGUCACCGGACCAUAGAGGCGCUGGAUCGGAUCAAUCGCUUCUUAGACCAGGUCGUUCAUCGAGGAGUAGCUCGGUGUUGAAACGCAUAGCUUCUUCCGUUUCUAGCGAGCUUAAACGAGUUGCUUCUUCCGUUUCAUCUAGAAAACCACCGAGGCCGCAGCAGGCUAGGCUACGCCGUUCGAAGUCUAGAGCGGAGUUAGCACUCAAAGGUCUCAAAUUCAUCACCAAGACUGAUGGCGUCACUGGUUGGUUUGAAGUUGAGAAACAGUUCAAUGAGAUUACAAAGACUAGCAACGGUUUAUUACACCGUUCCAAAUUCGGUGAAUGUAUAGGGAUGAAGUCGACCGAGUUUGCGUUGGCAUUGUUUGAUGCUUUAGCGAGGAGGGAAAACGUAAUUGGAGAUUCAAUAAACAUGGAUGAGCUUAAAGAGUUCUGGAAGCAGAUCACUGAUCAAGAUUUUGAUUCGAGGCUUCGAACUUUCUUUGCCAUGGUCGAUAAGGAUUCAGAUGGACGGUUGAAUGAAGCCGAAGUUAGAGAGAUUAUAGCCUUAAGUGCUUCUGCAAACGAGCUGGAUAAUAUUCGGAAACAAGCUGACGAAUACGCUGCUUUAAUUAUGGAAGAACUAGAUCCCUUUCAUUAUGGGUACAUCAUGAUAGAGAAUCUCGAGAUACUUCUAUUGCAAGCCCCCAUCGAGGAUGUGAGAGAUGGGGAGAGUAAGAAGCUGAGCAAGUUGCUAAGUCAUAAUCUCAAGGCUCAGCAGAGUAGGAAUCUCGGGGUGCGUUUUUACAGAUGGAUGAAGUAUUUUGUGUUUGAUAAUUGGAAGAGAGUGUGGGUGAUCGCUUUAUGGUUAGGUGCUAUGGCCGGGCUGUUCACCUGGAAGUUCAUGCAGUAUCGAAAAAGAUCAGAUGCUUACCAAGUUAUGGGAGUGUGUGUCUGUAUAGCUAAAGGAGCUGCAGAGACGCUUAAACUAAACAUGGCUAUGAUUUUGUUACCAGUUUGUAGGAACACCAUCACUUGGCUCCGGACAAAAACCAAGUUAGGUGUUAUUGUUCCUUUCGAUGACAGCCUCAAUUUUCACAAGGUAAUGUCAAGCGUCGAGGUCAUAGCAAUAGGAAUUUCAGUUGGAGUUGGAAUCCAUGCUACAUCUCACUUAGCCUGUGAUUUCCCAAGGCUGAUAGCUGCAGAUGAAGACAAGUAUAAGCCAAUGGAGCAGUAUUUUGGGCCACAGACAAAGAGAUAUAUGGACUUUGUGCAAUCGGUAGAAGGAGUUACAGGGAUUGCAAUGGUUAUACUAAUGACCAUAGCCUUCACAUUGGCUACAACAUGGUUCAGACGUGAUAAGCUCAAGCUUCCUGGACCACUGAAGAAAAUAACAGGCUUCAACGCCUUCUGGUACUCUCACCACUUGUUUGUUAUUGUCUACUCACUUCUUGUAGUUCAUGGAUACUAUCUCUACCUCAUCAAGCCAUGGUACAAGAAAACGACAUGGAUGUAUUUGAUGGUACCUGUGGUUCUUUACUUGUUUGAAAGGCUGAUUCGUGCAUUCAGGUCAAGCGUCGAGGCUGUUUCAGUACUAAAGGUGUCUGUGUUACCAGGGAAUGUUUUGUCGCUUCACUUGUCCAGGCCAAACAACUUCAGAUACAAGAGUGGACAAUAUAUGUAUCUCAACUGCUCUGCAGUUUCUACAUUAGAAUGGCAUCCAUUCUCAAUUACCUCUGCCCCGGGAGAUGACUACCUCAGUGUCCACAUUAGAGUUCUAGGAGACUGGACUCGGCAGUUAAGAUCAUUAUUCUCUGAGGUAUUUCCCAUACANCUCUACCUCAUCAAGCCAUGGUACAAGAAAACGACAUGGAUGUAUUUGAUGGUACCUGUGGUUCUUUACUUGUUUGAAAGGCUGAUUCGUGCAUUCAGGUCAAGCGUCGAGGCUGUUUCAGUACUAAAGGUGUCUGUGUUACCAGGGAAUGUUUUGUCGCUUCACUUGUCCAGGCCAAACAACUUCAGAUACAAGAGUGGACAAUAUAUGUAUCUCAACUGCUCUGCAGUUUCUACAUUAGAAUGGCAUCCAUUCUCAAUUACCUCUGCCCCGGGAGAUGACUACCUCAGUGUCCACAUUAGAGUUCUAGGAGACUGGACUCGGCAGUUAAGAUCAUUAUUCUCUGAGCUGUGUAAGCCACACCUUCUGGGUGAAAACAGAUUGAACAUAGCCUCCCCUAGGCACCGGGAUAACACAUCUAACUAUCCAAGAAUCCUAAUCGACGGUCCAUAUGGAGCACCAGCCCAAGACUACAAGAAGUUUGAAGUUGUUCUACUAGUGGGUCUAGGAAUCGGAGCAACACCGAUGAUUAGCAUCGUCAAGGACAUAAUCAAUAAUUUAAAAGGCAAUGGAGAAGGUAGUAACCGAAGACAGUCACCGAUCCACAACAUGGUCUCUCCUCCUCUUUCCCCAGCAAGAAAAAGUGAGGCGUUCAGAACCAAGAGAGCUUACUUCUACUGGGUCACAAGAGAGCAAGGAUCUUUUGACUGGUUCAAGAACGUGAUGGACGAAGUGGCCGAAACAGACCGGAACAACGUUAUUGAACUGCAUAAUUACUGCACCAGCGUCUACGAGGAAGGAGACGCCAGGUCCGCACUGAUUACGAUGCUUCAGUCGCUGAACCAUGCUAAGAAUGGAGUAGACGUUGUGUCAGGAACACAUGUCAUGUCCCAUUUCGCUAGGCCAAACUGGAGAAGCGUUUUCAAAAGGAUCGCUGUGAAGCAUCCCAAGACUAGAGUCGGAGUGUUUUAUUGUGGAGCAGCUGGAUUAGUGAAAGAGCUACGACACUUGUCACUGGAUUUCUCUCAUAAGACCUCCACCAAGUUCAUUUUCCAUAAAGAGAAUUUCUAAGAAAAUCACGUUUGGAAGAUAUCUAUAUAAAUGCUUUAGUUGAAAUUGUACAUAUAUAAUGAGAUUUGAUAUAUAGUUUUUGUUGGUUGUACAAAAAAAAAGAAAGAAAGGAAACUAAACAACAAACACCAGAUCAUGUUUGUCUAUUACUACGCAAACUACAGGACAUUACCUUUCUUCCAAA